Pocillopora meandrina is the source of this 569-nucleotide messenger RNA. Lineage: Eukaryota; Metazoa; Cnidaria; Anthozoa; Scleractinia; Pocilloporidae. The record is from the annotation of a GenBank genome assembly.
UUGCGGCGGCUGAGAGCCAAGCAGUUGUGCAGAGAUGAACAGUUCAAAGCCUCGCUGGGUUGGUACCAGAAGUGGAAAAAGCGCCAUUCUAUCAGCCUUUGCACAAAGACAACACUUGCACAGCGACUUCCACAAGAUCUGGAGGAGAAGACUACCCAAUUCCAACGGUUAGUGAUUUCCGCUCACAUGGAUAAAACUGCACAAUUCGAGUCUUUACCGAGCAGAACCGUUUACCCCUAAAAAAAAUUGCCUUUGGAUAAGUGUCUCAACAAACCGUGUAAGGACAAAAUCCAGAGGCAGAACCUCUCCUGGAUGAUGACUGACUUCCCUUUGAGUUUACCCCAGCGGGAAAAUAGAAGGUACAGUUGCGAAACCUGGUCCUUCUUUAGAUAAAGCGGGCUUGGGAUGAACUUCCGGAAAAAAUGAUGAAGAAAUCAUUUAAAACAUGCAGGACUUCGAACGCGCCCGACUACUCAGAAGAUGAUAACAUCUGUACCGAUGACAUGCCUAAACUAGCCGACGAUGAGAUGGCCUGGGACGACAAGUUUGAGACCGAUAACAAAAAAAAG